Paramecium sonneborni is the source of this 4467-nucleotide messenger RNA. The record is from the annotation of a GenBank genome assembly. Lineage: Eukaryota; Ciliophora; Oligohymenophorea; Peniculida; Parameciidae.
AUGAAUUAUUCAAUUUUGAAGAAAACAUUCUCUAAUAGUAUUGAAUCUGAAGAAAGCAAAUUGAGUCUUAUCUAUCUAGUAACAUCAAACUCUUUAGGAAUAUCAUUAGAUGAUCUUAUCACCCUCUUUCCUAGAUGCUGUCAAAAUUUUAUUGCUGAAAAAAUUGUGACUGAAUCUUUAGCCUAUAAACAAUUUCUUUCUCACUUCAUUACUGAAGACUCUGAAGGAUAGAAAGUUUAUGUAUUAGGAAAAGAUAAAUUCUUAUUCGAUUAUAUGUAUAAGACUAAUACCAGCUAUUUAUUCUCUAAAGGUAUUUUCUAUAAAUUUAUAAUAAGCUUACAAAUAUUUAUUAUAGAAUACUAUUGAGAUUUAUAAUCUAGAUUCUUUUGAUAAAACAUUAAACCCAUUGAUAAUCUAUGAAAAAUAACAUCAAAUAGAUACCUCAAACCCAUUACAUUUUCAAUUAUAUCGUAUUUCGAAUAUUGAACUAUUACUUAGAGAAGGUCUUAAAAAGUAUUUAUUUACUUUUACUCAAAAUAAAGAAGAAUGUUAUAAUUUAAUUUAGAAUGAAAAGUAUUACGAAACAACCAAACUUAAUUUUUCAAAUUUCGAAUAAGAUUAAUUUCAUAUUGAAUUAAGUAAUGUCUUAGCUAAUUUUUAAAUAAGUUUAAAUUCAAAUUUCUCAUCCAUCUAUUAAUUCCUUAAAUUUUUAUUAGGAUGCAGAAUUAUUUAUUAACUAAAUAAAUAACACAUAAAAAAUAUCUCUUUAAAAUUGAUUUGCUAAUCAUUCUGUAAAUAGUUUUUUGAUCAUUACUUAUUUAUAUAUACAGAAUUCCAUGAAUACAUGAUCAAAUUUAUUCAAUUUGAAUGCGAUUCACUAACUUCAGGUUUAUUAUCUAAUAGUUUACCAAAUCUUAGUAUUACUCUAAGUGCAUAUUGUUAAUACUACAAAAUUAAUAAGAAAAUAUUAAAUUUUGAUUACAAAAAGCAUAUAAAAAUUGGAGAUUUUUUAGAUUUUUAUUUUAGAUUUGAUUUACUCUAUUUAUAAUUCUCUUAAGUUUCAUCAAUUGAAGAAUAUGCUGUAAUUGUUGAUUACUACAGAUUGAAUCUAAAAAAUCCUUAUCCUAAUGUGUUGGUGAGAGAAAUCUUAUAAAAUAUAGCCACUUCAAUUGAUGAAUGUCAAUAACCAAAAGUCUUGGAUCCUUUUGAUUUUAUUUCUUAUGAUGUUUCUCCUCCUAGAUUGAUGAUUAAACUAUAAACCUUUUUAGUUGAGAGACAUCUUUAUCUAAAUAAUUAUGAAUGGUAAUUCUUCUUAUUUGAAACGGUAAUACAUAUGUAUCUAUACUUUUAGUUUAGUGAUAUUAAAGCAAAUAAAAAUUUACUUAAUGAUGAGCAAUUUGUCUAAAAGAAAAUUAAAUAUAUUUAAGAGAAUUAUGAAGAUACUAAAAAAAUUAAUUAAGUUGAACAUAUCUUUAUUAAUCUUCUUCCUCUUACAUCAUAAAAGUCAUUGUCCGAUUACAUUUUGCUUGUGUUGACAAUAUUAGAUCAUUCCCUUUUUAUUAAAUUAUUUAGUUUAAUAGUUUAUAAGUAUUAUGCACAUUCACAAAAUAAAAAUAUAAAAGUGCUUGAAGGUAUGCACAUCAAAAUAAAAUAGAUUUAUAAAAAUUCUUAUGCAUUCCUGAGUAUAAUUAUUUAUUGAUUGGAAUCAUUAAACUUAUUAAUUAAUGGAAGAAUGAAAUCAAAAACUCUAAAGAUCCAUUUUAUAUUGCUUUAGACUAAGUAAAAUGGAAAUACAGAUAAAUUGGAUUAGUUUUUUUUCGAUGUGGAAGUUUUGUAGAAUCUGUUUAUUAUUUAGAAAAAUACCUAGCCAAAAAAAAUUUACUCUUUAUAUUUGAUUUAAAGAAAUUAUCUCAUAAAAAAUAAGAAAAGCUCCACACCACUCUUUUAUAUAUUAAUAUGGCAAAGAGCCAUUUGAAUUGCUCUAUACCUCCUGAAUAAAUCUAUACUAGAUUAGAUUUUAAGUUUCCUUUUAAUCCUGAUUCAUUACUCGAAGUAGGAAAUAAUUGGUACAAAGAAUAAAAUGUUGCUAUGAAAAUGAAAUAAAAGUAAAUACCUUUAGAUGUACAAUUAUACAAUUUUAAGGAACUAAAUUAAAAAGGGCAAUAUUUAAAUAUUUUAGAUCCUUCUCGAUUAGAUAAAAUAGUUAUUUCUUUAAUAGCAGACAUUUCAAGAUAUGUUUCAUAAUAGAUGAGUAAAGAUGAAAUAAAUUAGAAUUUAAAAUAUGUAAAGUUAUCAAUAGCUUUAUCUCUAAAAUCAACAAGUUUAUCGAAAAUAAUUUGUUAAAAUAUAAUUUAGAUUUCUUAUAUAAUAAAAAGAAUAGAGAAUUAUUGGGAAGGUAUUUAAGGUAAAGAGAUUAGAAUAACGUUUGUAAAAAGAUUUUCUCAAAUAUAUUGGAUGUACUUAAAUACUUUGGUGAAGAGGAGGUAAUAAAUUUAAGAUUAAGUUUAAUAGUUCUAAAUCAUAUAAAAUAAUAAAUUAUAGAGAACAGUAUGCAAAAUACUUGAUGUAAAUUGACAAAUAUGAGGAGGCUUUGGCAAUAUGUAAGAAAAAGUAAAAUCUAAUCCAAUGUCGUAUUUAUGAAAGAAUGGGAUAUUAUUAUAAAGCAAUAAGUUUAACAGGGAUUGAUCCUUUUACAUAUACAUAGAAUAAAGGACUUUUUAUAACAGAGAUAUAGAAUUGUUCAUAGAAAAUAAAAUUCUUACGAUAUUUAAUUAAGGAUUAAUUAUUUCAUAGAGAAAGGGUAUUGUAAACUUAUAGUGAUAUUUGGAGUUCAAAACAUUUGCCUCCAUUAUCUAGAUUUUUUGAGAAUAAGAAGAAAUUUAGUAAAUUUUGUUAUCAUUAUGCAUAAGAAUUGGAAUAGGAAUAUAAAUGUAGAUGUGAUAGUUAGAAUCAAUAAAAUUGUUUAAAAUUGAUGGAUUUAUAUUUAAGUAGUGUAAGUGCAGGGGAUAAAUAUGUUUAAUAAUCAUUUCCAAAGAUAUUUAGACUUUGGUUUGUACAUAAAUAAAAAGAUUAAUUUGCAUUAAAAUUUGAUUAAUAUUUGAAUUCUAUAAGUUGUGUAAAGUUGCAAUAUUGUUUAGAGUUAUUAAUAACAGGAGUGGAAACAUUUAAGAAUGAUAGAACAUCUAGUAGAAGUUUAACUUAAGCUUUAUCAAUAUUGGCUACUAAUUAUCCAAAUUAAAUGAUUUGGUGGUUGGCUCCUUUAAAAUAUUUCAAUUAAUAAUCUUAACAGUAAUUAUUGUAAAUAACAGUUUUAGUAAAAUAAAUAUUUAUCAAGAAGUCUUAAAAUUGAUACCUGAGAAGAGAGAGAAAUUAGAAGAGUUGGAAAAAUAGUUUAAUGUGAUUUUAAGAAUUUGUUAAUAAAAGUCAAAAAUAUAAUAAUAAUAAGGAUGGGUAGUUGAGAAUAUUAAUUCAUAAUUUAUAAGUGAAUAUAAUAAAAAUAGAGAGAAAUUAAUAUAUCCUGGGAUUGAUAAUUUAUCAUAACCUUUUAAAUAAGAAGAAAGUUUAGUGAAGAUUGUAUAAAUAUAUCCUUAAAUGAAAAUUGCUCCAUCAAAAGACAAACCUAAGAAAAUAUAGGUUGAAUGCAGUGAUUCAAGCAUAAAAUAUUUAUUAUUAAAAAAUGAAGUUUAAGAUUCAAAAAAUAAUGGAGAUACAAGAAGAGAAUAAAGAAUAAUAUUGAUGUUAUAAUUUUUUAAUACUUUAUUAGAGCCUCUCUAAUUAAGAUAUCCAUUAUUUGCAUCAAUGAGUUUAAAUUAACUUAGUUAAGUAAUUGAAUGGGUAACUUAAACAACUACAUGUAGAGAAGCAAUAGGAGUAUCUACAAUAAGUGCUAAGAACAGAUAAGUUUAUAAUUAAACAGAAUGGAAAUAAUUAAGUGAAUAAGAACCAAAGUUAAAUAAUUAUUUUUUUACAUAAUAUUAAGAUCCUUAUGUUUGGUAUGAUGCUUAAUAAGGAUUUAUCAAAUCUAUGGCUUUAUGGUCAGCCUUUUAAUAUUUAAUUGGAUUUGGCGAUAGACAUUGUGAUAAUAUUUUAAUUCAUGAAAAUGGAGAACUUAUUCAUAUAGAUUAUGAAUGUGUAUUUCAUAAAGGAAAAUUCUUACCUGUACCUGAGAUUGUGGAUUUCAGACUAACAAAAAAUCUUAGAUAUGGUAUGGGAUACUUAAGAGAGCAAGGUUAAUUUCGAUAAUUGCUAGAAUAAAUUAUAGAAGUAUUCCAAAAACAUAAGGAUAGUAUAUUUGCAUUUCUUGAUCCAUACAUCUAUGAUCCUUUAUUAUGUAGAACUUCAUCAGAUGUAAUAGAAUUAAUUAAGUUUAAAUUGAAUAACUCAAUUAAUGUCCAAAAUUUAAUAGAACGUAAUUGUGAUUUAGAAAUUCUUAGAUAAAUGUAUUAUGGAUGGGCUCCUUAUUAAUGA